Molecule: messenger RNA, 3870 nt
Organism: Thermochaetoides thermophila DSM 1495
Lineage: Eukaryota; Fungi; Ascomycota; Sordariomycetes; Sordariales; Chaetomiaceae
Exons: 1
Coding region: 1-3870 (1289 amino acids)
Biological process (GO): regulation of DNA-templated transcription
Cellular component (GO): Cdc73/Paf1 complex
Molecular function (GO): RNA polymerase II complex binding
Source: RefSeq, a predicted model, not a curated record
AUGGCUUCGUCUCAGACCCUUUCUGGCGCCAAUGGCGUUCCUAACGGCGCUAUCGCUGCUCCAAAGAGCAAACGCUUUUCCGACAUCCCCCAGACCAUCGACAUUCCCGUGCAGGACCAAGAUGACGAGGCUGUCGAAAUCGACCUCGAGGAGCUCGCCGAUGACCCGACCGAGCUCUGCACUCUGUUCGAGAUGGAGCACGCCGCCCGCACAUACUGGAUGACAGUCGCAUUGGCGUAUGCGAAGCAGAAAAAGAUCGACUUUGCCAUCGAGAUGCUCAUGCGCGGCGCCAACGCCCUGCAGGCGAACCCGCGCGAGAAGCUCAGCAUCAUCACCUGCCUAUGCUGGCUGUACCUCUAUAAGAGCCGCGAAGCGCCCCGCGUCGCCCCUGAUAAUGUGCCGGCAUCCGAGGUCAAGACGAAGGAGCACUAUCUCCAGCUUGCCACCCAGAGCCUGAACGAGGCCUCGCGCAUCAAUCCCGCUUUCCCCCCCCUCUUCCUAGCCCGCGGUGUCCUGCUGCUGCUGCGCGCGUCACUGCAGCCGCCCUCGAAGGGUGUAGGCCCCACCGGUGUCGAUUCGCAGAAGGCUGAGCAGCUGUGCAAUGCGCUGAAGUCAUUCGAGGAGGCCAUCCGAGUCUCUCAGGGCAAGAAUAUGCUGGCAGUCAUGGGCAAGGCCCGUGCCCUCUUCUCCUUGGGUCGCUAUCCCGAGUCGCUGGCCGCCUACCAGGAGGUUCUGUCCAAGAUGCCCGACAUGGUUGACCCGGAUCCGCGCAUUGGCAUCGGCUGCUGCUUCUGGCAGCUUGGCUACAAGGACGACGCUAGGCAGGCCUGGGAGCGCUGCCUCGAGAUCAACCCCGAGUCGAAGACCGCCAACAUUCUGCUCGGGCUGUACUACCUCGAUGCCAGCGGCCACGUGCCCACCAACAGUCCCGAGUUUAUUCGCCUCUACAAGAAGGCCAUGACCGAGUUCACCCAGAAGUCCUUUAAGCUUGACAAGAACUCUCCCCUUGCCUGCUCGACUUUCGCCGGUUACUUCUUGUCUCGCAAGCAGUUCGACACUGUCGAUUCCCUGGCUCAUAAAGCCAUCCGAUACACCGAUGUCAACGCCGUCGCUAGCGACGGCUGGUACCUGCUCGCCCGCAAGGAGCACUAUGCCGGAAACCUCGAGCGCGCUGCUGAUUGCUACCGUCGCGCCGACGAUGCCCGGGGCGGUGCCGAGCGCGGCUAUCUGCCUGCGAAGUUUGGUCUUGCUCAGCUCUCUGUGUUGAAGGGCGACCUCGGCGAAGCAAAGCUCCGUCUUGAGAAGAUCAUCCAGCAGUCUAAGAACUACGAGGCUAUGGUCCUGCUCGGUACCCUGUACGCCGAGGAGGUUUUUGCCAACCAGUCUGCUGCUGUCAAAGAAGACAAGAGUGCCGAAGCCAAGAAGGCUAUUGCCCUUCUUGAAGGUGUUCGCUCCGCCUGGAAGGAUCCCAAAAAGAACCUGUCGCCCGACGCUUGCGUCCUGCUCAACCUUGCCCGUCUGUAUGAGAGUGAGCAGCCAGACAAGGCGCUGCAGUGCCUGCAGCAGGUUGAGCAGCUCGAGUUGUCUCAGAUCCCCAGAUCUGAGUACCCGCCUGACACAGAGGAUGAAGCCGUUAUCAAGGCGGCCAUCCGCAAGCUGCUUCCUCCUCAGCUGCUCAACAACAUCGGUUGCUUCUAUUCUCAGGAGGGCAAGCACACGCUGGCCACCGAGUUCUUCCAGGCCGCCCUUGACUCGUGUGCGCGCAUCAGCAGCCAGAGCGAUAGUGACAUCGACACCGAUGCGCUGCUUACGACCAUUUCUUUCAACCUGGGCCGCAGCUAUGAAUACGAAGGCCAGAUCGAUGCCGCUGUCGAGACCUACGAGCGGCUGCUGAGCCGGCACAGCGACUACACGGACGCUCGCACACGUCUGGCCUACAUCAAACUGCGCCGCAACCCAAGCAACAAGGAGGGACCCGACGCCGUGGCCAAGCUGUACCAGGAGAAUCCGCAGGACCUCGAGGUUCGCGCACUGUAUGGCUGGUUCUUGGGCAGGGUUAACGCCAAGAAGCGGCCAGCCAACCUGGCCGAGGACCCGGAGCAGCGUCACUUCAAGCACACGCUGCAGAAUUACGACAAGCACGACCGGUACGCGCUGGUGGCCAUGGGUAACCUCCAUUUGAUGGCGGCGCGCGAGAUGCGUCGCGAGACGGACCAGGACCGUCAGAAACGAAGCGCGACCUACAGCCGGGCGGUCGAAUUCUUCGACAAGGCCCUUCAACUCGACCCGAAGAACGCGUACGCGGCGCAGGGAAUCGCGAUCGCGCUGAUCGAGGAUAAGAAGGAUUACACCAACGCCCUGCAGAUCUUUAUCAAGGUCCGCGAGACCAUCCAGGAUGCACACGUCUAUGUCAACCUGGGCCACCUCUACGCCGAGCUCAAGCAGUUUACCAAAGCCAUCGAAAGCUAUGAGAUCGCCCUGAGCAAGGAAGGCAAAGCUCGCGAUGCCAACAUUCUCUCAUGUCUUGGCCGUACCUGGCUCAACAAGGGCCGUGCCGAACGCAACCUGGACGCUUACAAGACCGCUCUCGAAUACGCCGAAAACACUCUAUCUGUCGCCCCUGAACAACUCCACUUCAAGUUCAACGUCGCCUUCGUCCAGAUUCAGAUCGCGAUGUUGCUCAUUUCAUUCCGCGACAGCGAGCGCAACUCCUUCCAGCUCGAACAAGCAAGCGAAGGCCUCGAGGCCGCUAUCAAGACCCUCGACGAGAUCGCGGCCGCGCCCAACCCCCCUUACCCGAAGCACGACCUCGAGCAGCGCGCCAACAUGGCCCGCAACACCAUGCGCAAGCAGCUCGAGCGCGCUCUGGCCAGCCAGCGUGAGUAUGAGGCCCGCAACAAGGAGAAGCUCCAGGCCGCCAUGGAGGCCCGCCAGGCCGAGCUGCGCCGUCGCGAGGAGGAGCGCCGUCGCGCCGAGGAGGCUGAGCGCGAGCGCCAGGAGAAGAUUCGUCGCGAACGCGAGGAGAUCUUGGCUCGCGAUCGCGCCCUGGCUGAGCAGCGUGCCGAGGAAGAGAGGCUGCGCAUGGAGGCCGAGAUGACGACCGACACCGAGACCGGGGAGAAGGUAAUGCGCAAGAGCAAAAAACGUAGCGCCCGUGCUCGCUCUGGUGAGCCUUCUCGCUCGGGCCGUGCCCGUAGGAGGAAAUCGACUGCCCACCGCGGUGAGUCUGGUGAGGAUGGUGCCAAUGCUGGCGACGAGGGCGCCGAGCGUCGUCGUGCAAGGAAGCGCCAGCGUCUUACCAAGAAGGAUUCCAAGUACAAGAGCGCAGAGAUCGUCGUCGACAGCGACGAGAGCGAUGAUGGUGGCGCUGGUAUCGAUGAAGAGGAUCCGCUUGAGCAGGCCGAGCGUCGUCUCGCUGAGGCGGCCGCCGAGCGCAAGCGUGAACGUCGCGCCGCCCAGAGCGGCAGCAGCCGCAGUCGCAGUAAUAGUGUCGCUAGCAACCGCAGCUCGCGCAGCGCCCGCAGUACCCGGUCGCGGUCGUCCAUAUUUGGCAGCAAUGAUGACGAUGAGGAGGACCGUCCGGCCAAGAGGCAGAUUCGUCGCAGGAGGUCGUCGGCUGAGGAGGAGGAAGAGGAGGAAGAUGAUAAGAUGGAUGUUGAUCAGGAGGUGUCGGCUGUCCCUGCGCCUGUUGCUGACAACGAUGACGAGGAGGAAGAGACUAUUGCCAGACGCCCGCAGAAGAGGGCUGCUAGACGUGGCAGAAUCUUGGAUGAGAGUGAUGAAGAAGAGGAAGCGGCUGGAAAUGCGCCGACGCCUGGGGCGGCGGAGGAGAAGGCUGAUACGAGUAUGGUUGAUGCGGAUGAGGACUGA